CCGACUUGUUCCACCCAGGGCUAAAACACUCAGACAAUCGCCGGUGCAGGGUCCCCGCCGGCUCGAUUUCGAAAGACUCCAAGAGAUACGUACCCCACCAGCAACCGGCCCACCGACGAUUGCGGCACUUCCGUGGCUACGUAGCGACUGUUGCGUUCCUUUGCCGCCAUAGUGUCCUUCGCUCCUCAGCCUUUCUCAUGCUUCAUUUUCCCUCUUUACUCCUCAGUUCUUUUCCAAACAUCUCAACCGUACGAGGCGCCGACAACAAACGUGCCUGCAAACACCAUCAUCGCCAUCAUCAUGGACGCCCUGUUGGAUUGACCGCAUCGCACACUCUCGCUUUCCUGGGCACAUGUCAAUGUCAAGCCCUUUACCGCGAGCUACCUAACCUACGUGCCUACUACCUACCUACCUAGGUACAUACACUACAGUCAGUACCUUUACCGACCCCGACGGCACACAAGGAAACAUUAGCCACCACCACUGUCACCCACACACUGUCCCUCGCCCUUGGCUUCUUCUGCCUGUUGACCAGGUUCUCCCGUCAUCGGCUUCUGCCCCGCCAAGCUCAUUAUUCGCUGCCGUCCUCAUUUCGACGUGGGUAGCCACCACCACCACCACCACCACC
This is a messenger RNA of Colletotrichum navitas, 628 nucleotides long. RefSeq lists its product as uncharacterized. The transcript has a single exon. NCBI's taxonomy places the organism in Eukaryota, Fungi, Ascomycota, Sordariomycetes, Glomerellales, Glomerellaceae. Bases 198 to 416 code for a protein of 72 amino acids. The record is from RefSeq and is a predicted model, not a curated record.